AUGGGGCUUCAGUCCCCGCCACAUAGCCCCUCUCUCGCUGCCCAAGCCUCUAGUAAUCGACUCAUGUCGCAUUCCAAAUCCUGGAAUGAUACAUCAAUUAUUAAACGAGGAAAGACAAUUAGAGAGGGGCCUGCCUACAACAUCCGGGAAGAGUGUGAGAGACUCUUUUGCGAGACAAUGAGGGUAGCUUUCCUUGGUGAAGAAGGAACGAUACUCUACGUUGGCUCUUACGUGAUGGGUGUGGGCGAACAUGAUUCUGACAAGGGAACAUGUAACAGUUCUAGUACGAAUAGAACAGAAUCGAUUGACGCUUUCAUAGAAGUUUGGGAUUACGUUGGGGGAUGUAACUUUAGAGGCUUUGUUGUCCAGGAAGGAAAUAAGAAAGAUUUGUUCAUUUUCUUUGACUCUUCUAUUCUUCAAAAGGAUCUAAAACAAGGACUUUUGGUCCUCUUUGGCCUCGCAGAAGAGGUAUUUGCUGUAUCAAGAGUUGUUAUUUGUCUUGGCAGGUCGAUUGAUAAUUUAAGUCGCAACUCGCUCAUGAAAAAUCUCCGCUGGGUUGGAUUUGAGCCCACAACGUUAAGCCCUUGGCUUAAUCGCCUCAGUAUAACAAGCGAUAAAUGGCUCUUUCUCGGAUUAGAAAUGUAG
Molecule: messenger RNA, 645 nt
Organism: Blumeria graminis f. sp. triticale
Lineage: Eukaryota; Fungi; Ascomycota; Leotiomycetes; Helotiales; Erysiphaceae
Source: the annotation of a GenBank genome assembly